Auanema sp. JU1783 is the source of this 1377-nucleotide messenger RNA. The record is from the annotation of a GenBank genome assembly. NCBI's taxonomy places the organism in Eukaryota, Metazoa, Nematoda, Chromadorea, Rhabditida, Rhabditidae.
AUGUUAUUCCUUAUCUGGUUGGUGUUACCCACUGUUUAUGGUCAAAAUCUUUACGGUCCUUCUCAACUUGACCAAUAUGCUCGUCUGAUCAAUUCUGGAAAUUUGAAUGGUUUUGGUUGGCUGAACCAAGCCAUACAGAAGGGAACUAUUCGCGGUUUUGGUGAUUUAGAUGAAAAGCCAAAAUUACAGGGAUUACCUCCUCUACCCUUAACGCACGAAGAAGUGCUUCAUCAGUUGACCUCCACAUCUCCUCAACCAACAACUCAGGCAACAGCUAGACCAACUCAAGCAACUCCAACUCCUCUCCCACAAGCUGAUAUUUAUGGAAUAAAUCCAGUCCCCGAAAUGCCUCCUAGACCGGAAGAGAGAAUCCGUGGAACUUAUGAUGAUGAUGGUGUUUUCCAUCCAUCUCCAGACUCUGAUGAGGAUGAUAUUCACCCUCGUCGUUCACAGAUCCGCGGAACGAAAAUUCGUGAUUUCUCGGAGAAAAGCCAAAAGCGUGCUGCUUCUCCUCCAACAAGUUUUGGCGAAGAUUAUGAGUCAGAUGAUUUCUAUGACGAUCCACAUCUUAGAGUGCCUUCUAAUAAUCAUCAUGAAGGAUCUAAUGUCAAAAAAACCUUCCAAGUUGAUCAGAGUGCUCAUACACGACAGACUAAUAAUCGCGUCUUCCCAAAAGAACAACACCCACGCAUUGUCCCACCUAGGAUCCAUCCAUCAGCACCCACUUCUUCUUCGCCGUCUGGCAAUCAUCCACCACCUCCAUUCGUUUUCCAUCCACAUGCUUCCCCAACUCAAGAUCGUGAACCACUACUUAAUAACUUAUUAUCAGAAGUUGAAGAGUAUGAUGAUUUUCUGGAUCAACAAAGAGCUUACCGAGAGAAGUAUCCCCAUAGCCAUGUUGUUAACCCAUAUCGAAUGUUACCUGAAGGUCAAUUGCCAACAAUCAGUUCAAGAACAAACUUCCUGAAUGUUCCCCCACGUCAGGCAUUCCAAAACCCUCGUCCAGCAGAGCGUAUUGUGGCUCAGCCAACUCAACAAAGCCAUUUCAACCAAUUUAAUAAUAAUUUUGCUCCCCCGCCACAACAACAACAACAACAACAACAACAGCAUCAACAAGCUUUCCACUACCCACGAGAAUCAACGGAACAUCCCUUAUUAAGCAUUUUCAAUUUGUUCUCUCUACCUCAUGCGCAUGCAUUGGCAGCCCCAAGUCUUCAUGCUUCAUCUGCUUCAUCAGCUGAUAUCCCGGAGAAAAAGCCAAACACCAUUGAAGGAACAACCAUUGAACGAGGAACUCUUCUUCCAUCAUCUGGUCUCGUUGAUAUUCAUCAAAGACCACUGAAUCUGCCGACAGGCGUCUUUCCAACGUUCGGAUAA